UAAACCAAUUCUCUUUAACGCGGAAAUGAAAUUUAAUAAUCAAUUAAGCAUAGAUAAAAUUAGAAACAUGAAAGUGGGAUCCACAACUUGCACUGGAUCACAACCUUUCCCAAGUCUCACCAACAUUCAUCUUCUCAGAAUCACUUCAAAGGUUGCAGAUUCUUGCUUUCUAAACUUAUCUUCAUGGCCAACGAUGAUACAAACGAGCCCUUGCUAUUGAGAUCACAGGACACUGCGGCUCAAAAGGCUAAAGGACGGUUAAACCAAAGAAGGCUUCUCCGUUCUCGAAGUGCUCCUCACACAGAUUGUGCUCCUCUGGUGAGAAACAGCAAUGAACCAAAUCCUCUUUCUGAGUCCAUGUUUGGGAAUCUACAUCCAAGCUUUAGAAAUGUUGCUAUAAUCCUUAUGGUCUAUUUAGGUAUAGGAACUUUAAUCUUUUACCUUGUGAGGAACCAAAUCAAGGGAAUGAAAACAGAUAGAUUCCUUGAUGCCCUAUACUUUACAGUUGUGACAAUGACCACUGUUGGAUAUGGAGACCUUGUUCCCAAUAGCGACCUAACAAAACUACUCGCAUGCGCUUUUGUUUUCUCCGGAAUGGCGUUGAUGGGACUAAUCCUAAGCAAAGCAGCAGAUUACUUGGUUGAGAAACAAGAAGUUCUGUUAAUUAAAGCCAUCCACAUGCACCAAAAAGUUGGUCCAAGUGAAAUUUUAAAGGAGCUUGAGACCAAUAAAACACGAUACAAAUUCAUUCUGGUCCUUUUCCUUCUUUUGAUUCUCGUUAUUGCAGGGACAAUCUUCUUAGUUACUGUCGAAAAAUUGUAUGUUAUUGAUGCGUUGUACUGUGUUUGUUCCACAAUUACAACGCUUGGUUAUGGCGAUAAAAGUUUCUCUACUCAAGCUGGAAGAAUAUUUGCGGUGUUUUGGAUAUUAGCAGGUACUAUUUGCGUAGCUCAGUUUUUCCUCUACAUGGCGGAACUAAACACUGAAAGCAGACAAAAGGCACUUGUCAAUUGGGUUCUUACAAGGAAAAUGACUAAUUACGAUUUGGAAGCUGCCGAUCUUGAUGAGGAUGGCACUGUUGGGGCUGCUGAAUUUGUAAUUUAUAAGUUGAAAGAGAUGGGGAAGAUUAAUCAAGAAGAUGUUACACUUGUGAUGAAGGAGUUUGAAGAGCUUGACAUUGAUCAGUCUGGUACACUGUCUGUUUCAGAUAUAACACUUGCUCAACCAUCUUAGACUAACAUUAUUUACAACAGAGCUUUGAUGCUCACUGUUUGAAACAUGGUUCAAGUGUGAUAAAGUGAAAGUGAGGGAGUUAAUCUAGAAAUUGAUGUGUAUAGUGUAUAACAAACUAUGAAGUUGUUUAAAUUUCAUUGCUUGUUUUUUACUAACUCAUAUUACAAUGUAAAGUAAGAGGAGCCAAAUUCAUGGUCA
Molecule: messenger RNA, 1431 nt
Organism: Vicia villosa (hairy vetch)
Lineage: Eukaryota; Viridiplantae; Streptophyta; Magnoliopsida; Fabales; Fabaceae
Product: two-pore potassium channel 1
Exons: 3
Coding region: 184-1233 (349 amino acids)
Biological process (GO): potassium ion transmembrane transport; stabilization of membrane potential
Cellular component (GO): plant-type vacuole membrane
Molecular function (GO): potassium ion leak channel activity
Source: RefSeq, a predicted model, not a curated record